Microsporum canis CBS 113480 is the source of this 471-nucleotide messenger RNA. RefSeq lists its product as hypothetical. NCBI's taxonomy places the organism in Eukaryota, Fungi, Ascomycota, Eurotiomycetes, Onygenales, Arthrodermataceae. Bases 1 to 471 code for a protein of 156 amino acids. The transcript is spliced from 2 exons. The record is from RefSeq and is a predicted model, not a curated record.
AUGAACCCUCACCAGCAAAACAAGAUAGAUAUCAAUGAACGAAAGUAUUUCGACUCUGGGGACUAUGCCAUGAGCAAGGCAGGAAAAGCAUCAGACGUUACUACAAUCGGCUCCCGUCAUCCUCUCCCUGAGAAUAUUCCGCACCUCACAGCAUCAUCGCCUCCCCAGGUCACUGCUACCCCAAACAUCUUCAACGGACAUGCCCCGGUUCACUCCCACUCUGGAGGAGCGAAUAGCGGAAUGCCUCUGGGUAUGGCUCGCAGCCCCAUAAAAGAGGGAAGCUUUCUCCAACGACAAGCCAACAUGGAGGAUACCAAUGACGAUGACGGGGGAUCAAACAGUAAAGAAGAGAACCGGUCACGCCUUGAAACCAGGGAAAGCCCAAAGUCGAGAGUAUCAAUGUCGGAGCGAAAGACGGACGAUGCAGACGACUCUUCUCCGCGAAUGAGUGAAAUCCCUAUUCGACGAUAG